Molecule: messenger RNA, 1673 nt
Organism: Trematosphaeria pertusa
Lineage: Eukaryota; Fungi; Ascomycota; Dothideomycetes; Pleosporales; Trematosphaeriaceae
Exons: 3
Coding region: 317-1423 (368 amino acids)
Cellular component (GO): RNA polymerase II transcription regulator complex
Molecular function (GO): transcription cis-regulatory region binding; DNA-binding transcription activator activity, RNA polymerase II-specific
Source: RefSeq, a predicted model, not a curated record
CUACUUUUACACUCUACAUCUUACAUUCCCACCAGUUCCAUCCGAUCCGAAUCCGAAGCCAAUCAUCAGCAAAUCCCAGACCCCGCUUAGACAGUAUGAAGAACUUUACCUUCCGCCAGUAUCGGCGAUCGCCCAAACAAGGUAUCUAUUUCCCCUCCCCUGCCGCUACACCUGCAUCUCAUACAAGCACGCACCCCGUUCUCGAGCGCAGCACAUGUUAGCUACAGCCCGAACCGGAAGCCUGGGAUUACGAAUCGUUCAUAUCAGGCUGGCGAGAGACAUAUCACUGCGCCCUAUGGAGAUUCCAUAAAGUAGAAUGCUUAACCUGUUGCCGAGAGCGACUACUGCGUUGGAUAAUCCAGUUGACGGCAUGGUAGAUUCCGAGAAGUCGGGUGCUGGUGGUGGUGAUUCCAAAGACAAAGAUGCGGCAUACCUCAAGCGGAGAGAGCAAGUUCGAAGGGCGCAACGCACCCACCGCGAACGAAAGGAAAACUACAUCAAGUCUCUCGAAAACGAGGUCCUCCAACUCCGCACCUCGGAGGCCAAAAUCUUCCAGGAGAACCUCUCCCUCCAAGGAGAAAUAGGCCGGCUCAGACGCGUUCUCGAACAGCAUGGCAUCCCCUACAGUGACGGCAACCAGGACCUCUUCCUGACCCAGCCGAUCAACAGUCCCAGCUCGGCGCCGCUGAGCUCAAGUUCAAUCAGCAUCCUGGAGAAUCCGCAUCACCAGCAGCAACUGCAUAUUCUGAGUCCGUCUGGCAGCGGCAGCGGGGGCGGCAGUGCGCAGUUUUACCUUACGGAGAGCGAGGAGAGUCCACCAGCGAACGAUAGAGAGCUAAGGGGCAAGAGGUCGUUCUUCCGGAGGCGUGGGCGCUCCGAGUCGCAGUCGCAGUCGAAUGACGAGAGCAGUGGAUCCGGGCAUGCGCCUGCAACGCGCGCCGGGGAUAUAUCUGCGAUUGCGCAGUCUGCUUCGAACCUGAACUUGCGGGACAUGAACCAAACCGAUCUUGGCAUGGAAUUCGUCCUCACUCUCGAAGCCCCCUGUCUCCACCACACCCAAGGCGACCCCAACGACCCCAACGCUCCCACCGGCCACGCCCUCACCGCCUCCGCCCCCUUGCUCUUCCAAUCCCCCACCCAGGCCGUAAACACGACGACCACGAGCAACCUCUCCCACCAACAGCACCAGCACUGGGCGACGCCGCACCUGGGCCUCGAAAAGCUGCUCUCGCUGUCGUCCAACUUCGAGCUCUCGGACGAGAUCACGCCGGUGCAGGCGUGGCACCAGAUCCGCUCGCACCCGGACUUCCAGAACGUAGGCGUAGGCGAGCUGAGAAGACUAACGGAGGAUAUGCGCAAACAUGUCAAGUGCUAUGGGUAUGAAGAUGAUAGCGCUCCUGGAUUUUUGAAUGAGUUUGGUUAAUGUGUGGUACAGGUUUGGUGCCGUGGUGGAUGUGGAGGUCUUUGAGGGCUUGGUCGGGAGCGUGUUUCCUGCGUGGGGGCUUGUGGUUGGGUUGGCUAGCUAGUCUAGCUAGCUAGUUUCUUUCUCAGAAAUUGAGGGUUUAGGGCGGAGUCGAGGGGUGGAAAGGGGGAGUGAUAGUAUAGGGGGGCGGGACAAAAUGCGCAGGCGCAAUAGACGGUACAGCCAUGUAUAAAUUUCCUCCAAAUGUUUC